This is a messenger RNA of Sclerotinia sclerotiorum 1980 UF-70, 1665 nucleotides long. RefSeq lists its product as hypothetical. Gene Ontology annotation, molecular function: mRNA binding. Lineage: Eukaryota; Fungi; Ascomycota; Leotiomycetes; Helotiales; Sclerotiniaceae. Gene Ontology annotation, biological process: regulation of gene expression. Gene Ontology annotation, cellular component: nucleus; cytoplasm. The transcript has 4 exons. The record is from RefSeq and is a predicted model, not a curated record. The coding region runs from base 1 to 1665 and encodes 554 amino acids.
AUGGCCGAUCCGCAACCUAGUAUCACAUCCAUCCUGGCUGCUUUAGCAGCGCAGCGACCUAAUGCGACCCCUCCGCAAAACCAGCAGCCUGCAUACCAGCCACCCCCUCAACAACAGUCAAAUCCUUAUGGACAACCUGGCGGAUACUCUUUACCUCAACCUACAAACUCAGGCAGUGUCGAUCUCAGCGGUAUCAAGCCCGUAAGCUCUGGAACUGUUAGUAUUCAAGAUGCUAUCGCAAAAGCAAAGGUGAUUGCUGCUGAGAAGGGCGUCUCUUACGAUAGAGCUCCAUCUUAUGGCGGACAGCACCAGCCCAUGCCUUCCGGUAGACCAUACAGUCCACGAUCGAGAUCCAGGUCUCCGCAGCCAACACGUCGCGAUGCAUUCCGUGAUAAUUUCAACCCAUAUCGCGAUGAAAGACGAGGCCCACCUGGAAGAGAUUAUCGCGAACGUUCAUUUUCUCCCGGCCUACGAGGCAGAGUUCCUUCUGAUGCUUUCCCACCUGCGCAUGGGGGCUCAAGUGGCUAUGUUCGUGAGCGUUCUCCAAUACGCGGUGGAGAGGAGAACGUCGAAUCAAUUUCAAUUGAAUCGAAUCUUGUAGGAUUGAUCAUUGGCAGACAGGGCGAGAACUUGAGAAGAGUGGAGUCAGAAACCGGCUGCAGAGUACAAUUCAUUACUGGUCCUGAUGAAACAGGCCCUUUUAGAACUUGCAAAAUCACUGGUCCUCGUGCUCGUAGAGCCGAUGCUAAGGCUGAGAUUACUCGCAUCAUCGAUGAUAGUGGUUUGGGCCCACUUUCAGACCGAGCCCCAAGACAAGAUAAUAACACUAGAGAUUCAUCACACCAACCAGCAUUGAGAGAUGGCGAGGAUAGUAUGCAAAUUAUGGUUCCGGAUAGAACAGUUGGUCUUAUUAUCGGUCGUGGUGGAGAGACGAUCAGGGAUCUUCAAGAGCGAAGUGGCUGCCAUGUCAAUAUCGUUGGGGAGCAGAAGAGUGUUAAUGGACUUCGACCUGUCAACCUCAUAGGUACUCGAGAGGCUGCCGCCAUGGCCAAAGACCUAAUCAUGGAAAUUGUGGAGAGCGAUAGUAAGAGUGCACCAAAGGAACGCGCACCCGCUCCAAGAGAGAACAACCGUGACGCGGGCUACGGUGGUGCUUAUGGCAGCGGCGGUGGUGGUCAAGGAGAUAAGAUCAAUGAUUCUAUCUUCGUACCUUCCGAGGCUGUAGGCAUGAUCAUCGGAAAAGGUGGAGAAACGAUUAAAGACAUGCAAAAUACGACUGGUUGCAAGAUCAACGUUACCCAGUCUUCAGGACCAGGUGAGGUUGAACGUGAAAUCGGUCUUGUAGGUUCCCAACAAGCGAUAGCUGCUGCCAAACGAGCCAUCGAAGAUAAAGUUGAGGCUGUGAAAAAUAAUGGUGGUGGUGGCGGUGGUGGUCAUCGUAACAAUCGUGGACACCAGAAUCAACAGAAUGAUUAUGGAGACCGUGGCUAUUCCCAACAAUCAUACUCCCAGCCACAAGGACAACAAGGACAACAAGCACCUCCAGUCGGUGCUGAAGACCCUUAUGCAGCUUAUGGUGGAUAUGCCAAUUAUGCCCAACUUUGGUACCAGGCAUUGGCAGCGCAAGGUCAAAGUGAUACAACCAAACCGCCAGGAACUUCGUAA